AUGGUUCGUUCCGGCCACGGGAUGGAGACCACUUUCUAUGACGAGCAGUAUCCCCUCAGCGGACCCGUUGAAAAUCUUAAGAGAUCACUCACGCUGGAUCUGGAUUUCGGACGAGGCAAGCGGUUGAGGAAUGGGGCACCUGUGCUAUCCUCUCCCGACUUGCAGCUCUUAAAACUGGGAUCGCCGGAGCUGGAGAAGCUGAUCAUGCAGAAUGGCAUGAUCACGACGGCCACGCCAACCCCGGGCGGGCCAGUACUGUUUCCCCCCCGCGGCCCCCACCGAAGAGCAGGAGAUGUAUGCGCGGCCAUUCGUCGAAGCGCUCGACAAGCUGCACCACAACGAACCCGCGCCCAACGCGAGGAUUAUUUACGCCGAUCUAGAUCGCCCUCUUGA
Messenger RNA from Pieris macdunnoughi, 393 nucleotides. The record is from the annotation of a GenBank genome assembly. Lineage: Eukaryota; Metazoa; Arthropoda; Insecta; Lepidoptera; Pieridae.